AUGUCAUUGCUAGGACCUAGGAAGAGGCGAGUUCAAGCACAGUUCAAUGAGCUUCAAGAAUACUACCUGCAAAGACGGCGCACGGGAGCACAGGCCCGCAGGCAAGAAGAAAGAGAUAACGUUGCAAUGAAUAGAGAAGGCUAUCAUGCAGGUCUUCAGGAUUUCCAGUCUGUGCUAACAACGUUCACUCGAUACAGUCGUCUACGUGUCAUUGCGGAACUAAGACAUGGAAACUUGUUUCACUCUGCCAAUAUUGUAUCCAGAUCUAAACUUAGCUGCCUAAGCUGGAACAAGUACUCAAAAAAUGUUAUUGCAAGCAGUGACUAUGAGGGUAUAGUAACUGUGUGGGAUGUCCAGACCCGUCAGAGUGUGAUGGAAUAUGAAGAGCAUGAGAAGAGGGCAUGGAGUGUUGAUUUUUCUCGUACAGACCCUUCAAUGCUAGUAUCUGGGAGUGACGAUUGCAAGGUGAAAGUGUGGUGCACAAAACAAGAAGCAAGCGUGAUCAAUAUUGAUAUGAAAGCAAAUAUUUGCUCGGUUAAAUAUAAUCCUGGAUCAAACUUCUACGUUGCCGUUGGAUCUGCUGAUCACCAUAUUCACACACUAAUUUAA
This is a messenger RNA of Miscanthus lutarioriparius, 609 nucleotides long. The record is from the annotation of a GenBank genome assembly. NCBI's taxonomy places the organism in Eukaryota, Viridiplantae, Streptophyta, Magnoliopsida, Poales, Poaceae.